AUGGACAGGUACGCAGGCCGCGUCGCUCUGGUCACAGGCGCCAGCGUCGGCAUCGGCGCAGCCAUCACCCAAAGUCUGCUCCGGCACGGACUCACCGUGGUGGGGCUGGCUAGGAGAGUCGACAAGGUCAAGGCACUGGCACUAAAAGAUGCUCCUGGAAAGUUGUACGCUCUAGAAGGAGAUGUCAGCAACGAGAAAAGCAUCCUUGCUGCUUUCAAAUGGAUUAAGGACAAUCUGAAAGGUGUCGACAUCCUCAUUAACAACGCUGGGCUUGUCGUAGAGAGCGACCUAUCAUCCGCACCUACGGAAUCGUGGAAGCGCAUGCUGGACGUGAACGUGCUGGGACUGUGUAUCUGCACCAGGGAGGCCGUGCAGGACAUGCUGAGCAGGGGCGUUGACGACGGCUUCAUCAUCCACAUCAGCAGCUUAACUGCACACCUGCCAGCGUUCGGAACAGAAACCGCCAUGUACUCUGCCACCAAGCACGCCGUCAACGUGCUGCUCGAAGGCCUCAGGAAGGACCUCGUCGCCAAAAAGAGCAAGAUUCGCGUGGGGGCAGUUUCUCCGGGCACUGUGAAGACAGAGCUGCUAAACAACGGGAAAUUCUGGCCUAAAGACCUUUACGAUAGAGCCCCGUACAUGGAACCAGAGGAUGUAGCAGAAGCCGUGGUUUACAUGUUAUCCCAGCAUCCUCGAGUACAGGUUCAUGACAUCGUUUUACGUCCAAACGGCAGUGCUGCAUAA
Schistocerca piceifrons (Central American locust) is the source of this 744-nucleotide messenger RNA. RefSeq names its product dehydrogenase/reductase SDR family member 11-like. Bases 1 to 744 code for a protein of 247 amino acids. NCBI's taxonomy places the organism in Eukaryota, Metazoa, Arthropoda, Insecta, Orthoptera, Acrididae. The transcript is spliced from 6 exons. The record is from RefSeq and is a predicted model, not a curated record.